This is a messenger RNA of Nicrophorus vespilloides, 676 nucleotides long. Its product is annotated as trace amine-associated receptor 5. Gene Ontology annotation, cellular component: membrane. Gene Ontology annotation, molecular function: corazonin receptor activity. The record is from RefSeq and is a predicted model, not a curated record. The annotation marks the transcript as partial. NCBI's taxonomy places the organism in Eukaryota, Metazoa, Arthropoda, Insecta, Coleoptera, Silphidae. Gene Ontology annotation, biological process: neuropeptide signaling pathway. The transcript has 4 exons.
GCGUAGUCGGAAGCAUCAUAUACACCCGGCGCAUCCACCGCAAAUUUCGUGACGCUCGUAACCAGCGAUAAUUCAAAAAGUGAAAUAUAAACAAACUUUAAAGGUGGAACAGGUGGCUUGAGGGUUGUUUUCUUAGUGCAUUUGUGAAGCAUGGUUGUGCCGCGUUGUGUGCCUGGGAUGUAGAUUAGAUGUCAGAGAGUGAAGAAAAUAUAAAAUGCAUCACAAAACAACAAUACUCGUAGCACCGGCUCUCCAAAACAGCAGCUGCUCGCAUCCCAGAUACACUGGGCUCAGCAUACUGGCAGGAUUAGGUCCUGGAGAAGUGAUUCAAGCACUGAUAGUCCUCUUAUUAACUGUUGGAGUGCUACUUGCAAACAUGUUGCUGAUAUUCGUAAUAAACAGCAGAAGAUACUCCAAAUAUAUCCACUCACAGCCCAGAUAUCUGUUGACCUCUCUGGCAAGCAACGACCUCGCAAUGGGAUUGUUCGUAACUCCUUUUGCUAUAGUUCCUUCGUUGAGAAACUGCUGGCCGUAUGGGGAAUUAAUCUGUCAAAUACAGGCCCUACUUCGAGGAGCCAUCAGCCAGCAAUCCGCAGUCAUCCUAAUUUGCAUGGCAAUGGACAGAUAUUUAUGUAUGCAGCAUCCGGCACGGUAUCACAAACAUUCCAGCAAGAAG